AUAGCGUUGCUUUACUUGGCAGAAUGUAGCCAAGUCUGCUUAAGUCGAGGCUGAGCGUGGCUGUUGAGUGGUGGGAGGAGAAAGUGCCCAGAUGUCAGCUUUCUUAAAUGACAGCCGUCGCUGGCUUGUUUGUGUUUUCCCACCCCAACCAGUUAGUUUCCCCUGGACAUAGUAAGUGCACACCCCGAGGACUUGCAAGCGGUCAUGUCGGCCAGCUGGGACGAGGAGGACCGAAGAUCGGAGCACGGAGGGAAAGAGUCGCACAGGGACGCGGCCAACGCUCGCGAAAGGGCCAGGAUGAGGGUGCUCAGCAAAGCUUUCUCCAGGCUGAAGACCACCCUUCCCUGGGUACCCCCCGAUACAAAGCUGUCCAAGUUGGACACCCUGCGGCUGGCCACCAGCUACAUCUCGCACCUCAGGCGACUGCUCCAGGACCACUCCCUGGAUGACGCUUAUGUGAAGACCGCCAGUCUGACCUGGCCAUUUGGGAUGUCGGGACACUUGGAGGACGAGGACUCUCAUUCCAAGACCACCACAAGACUUUGCGACGCAACAGCUUGAACACAGUAUGGCCCCUGCCUGAGCGUUUCAUGGUGACAUCACAGACAAUACGCCCGCCCCUUCUAUGCUCAGAGAACCUAAAACCCGCAAGA
This is a messenger RNA of Hippocampus zosterae (dwarf seahorse), 653 nucleotides long. RefSeq names its product transcription factor 21 (gene msc). The record is from RefSeq and is a predicted model, not a curated record. NCBI's taxonomy places the organism in Eukaryota, Metazoa, Chordata, Actinopteri, Syngnathiformes, Syngnathidae. Gene Ontology annotation, molecular function: DNA-binding transcription factor activity, RNA polymerase II-specific; protein dimerization activity; RNA polymerase II transcription regulatory region sequence-specific DNA binding. Gene Ontology annotation, biological process: regulation of transcription by RNA polymerase II; developmental process. The transcript has 2 exons. The coding region runs from base 205 to 561 and encodes 118 amino acids.